AUGUAUAGAGGUAGGAAGAAGGCAGGGAAGAGGUUGUACGGUUGUUUGGGUGAGCAGUAUGGCAGGUUGUGGGAUUACUGUGAGACUUUAAGGCGUACUAACCCGGGCAGUUGUGUAAUGCUUAAGUUUGAAAAAACAAACCCUAAUUUGCCUGCUAAGUUUCAUAGACUCUACAUGUCCCUUGCAGCCAUGAAGAAAGGGUUCUUGGAAGGUUGUAGGCCUGUCAUAGGCCUAGACGGGUGCUUUUUGAAAGGACCCUACAAGGGAAUAUUAUUGGCUGCGGUUGGUCGAGAUGCCAACAACAACAUGUACCCGAUUGCAAUUGCCGUUGUAGAAUCUGAGACAAAAGAUAGUUGGACUUGGUUCUUGGAGUGCCUAGUUUCAGAUCUUGGUUCACAUGAGAGGCAUACUUCUCCACCAUUCAUUUCUGAUCGGCAAAAAGGUCUUAUUCCAAGUUUUGAUACUGUUAUUCCAAUGGCAGAUCAUCGAAUAUGUGUACGGCAUUUAUAUGCCAACUUUCAAGAUAAUGGGUUUCGAGGGGUGGCCUUGAAGGAAUUGUUGUGGAAGGCAGCAUUGUCUUACACUGAGGCUCGAGACAAGCCUAUUCUGACAAUGCUUGAGAUGAUUAGGAAGCAGCUCAUGAGAACGUACCAACUGAAAAGAGAUGGCAUCAGCAAAUUGGAAGGUAAGAUGUGCCCUAGAAUUGUUGAAAAGCUUGAGGCCGUUGGUGAAGCGGCAUCGGACUACCUUUCCCAUUAUUCUAGCGAUGGUAUGUUUGAAGUGGUGGAAGGAAGAAGGCAAUAUGUUGUUGAUAUCCGGAAUAGGAAAUGUGGCUACAGGAGGUGGUAG
This is a messenger RNA of Alnus glutinosa, 849 nucleotides long. RefSeq lists its product as uncharacterized. NCBI's taxonomy places the organism in Eukaryota, Viridiplantae, Streptophyta, Magnoliopsida, Fagales, Betulaceae. Gene Ontology annotation, molecular function: DNA binding; transposase activity. The record is from RefSeq and is a predicted model, not a curated record. Gene Ontology annotation, biological process: DNA transposition. The transcript is spliced from 3 exons. The coding region runs from base 1 to 849 and encodes 282 amino acids.